Molecule: messenger RNA, 1640 nt
Organism: Cephus cinctus (wheat stem sawfly)
Lineage: Eukaryota; Metazoa; Arthropoda; Insecta; Hymenoptera; Cephidae
Product: alpha-ketoglutarate-dependent dioxygenase alkB homolog 4
Exons: 6
Coding region: 519-1439 (306 amino acids)
Biological process (GO): oxidative demethylation
Molecular function (GO): oxidoreductase activity; demethylase activity
Source: RefSeq, a predicted model, not a curated record
CGGCAUGAUUUUGGUAUCGUCUAAAACCGAAGCGUUGUGCAUCUUCCUGCUGAUCUCUGGUUUCCUGAAACCAAUUACCCAAUUUUAUUUUCAUCUUGACUGGCACAUGUCCCCCAUUAGGGAUACAGCCAUAAGGAAAGGAAGGAAAGAUUUUCGUCUCGAAGCGCCACCUGAGCGGAAGACCGUCGAACUCUAUCCACGUUUUUGAUUGGGCUUUUUAUAAAUAUAUACACGCGUGAUAUUCGUGAGCGUCGUGAGAAGCAUGGAUUUAUACCGGGUGACACUGUAAAGUAUGGGCACAUUACAGUAAUUUCAUCGUUGAACGAUUUCAUAUGAUGGCUAGGAGAUGGGGUAGUGCGUCAAAGAGUGGAGGUAAACAAAUAUUAAUGAAUUGUUUGGCAAUGUAUUUCAUAUUUUACAUGUGAUUGUCUGAGUUAAUGAAAUUGUAAAUCGUAAUGUCGAUUUGACGAAUAACUAUCAUUGUUAAUUUGUUAUUUUGUAAUUAUUUAUUUAAACAAAUGGAAACGAUAAGGCCUUGUGGCUGUAAAGGCAUUCGGACCUGUUUAAUCUGUGAGGAACAAUUUAACAUCCCAAGGGUGGAGUUUGCCAGUGAUUUACAGAAGAAAGCAUGUUUUGUGUAUUGUCUAUAUUGUGACAAAGCCUGGCGUGGAUGGGACAGUAAUAGUUAUAUGGAACAUCCAAAUCAUAACGGAGAAUCAAUAAGCUUUCCUGGAGUUUAUAUAAAGCCAGAUUUUUUAACUGAUGCCGAAGCUGCUUCAAUGCUAACAAAUCUUGAUAGUUUACGCUGGGAAUUGUCACAGAGUGGUCGUCGAAAACAAAAUUAUGGUCCGAAAUGUAAUUUUAAGAAGAGACGACUGCGUAUAGGUGACUUCUGUGGAUUUCCAGGGAGCACAAAGAGCAUCCAGGAUAAAUUAUCUGAAGUACCAUUAUUGCAAAAUUUUCAAACAGUUGAGCAAUGCUCUUUGGAGUAUGAUCCGAGUCGUGGUGCAUCGAUAGAUCCGCACAUUGAUGACUGUUGGAUUUGGGGUGAAAGAAUAGUCACUGUGAAUAUUUUAGGAGAUACUGUAUUAACAAUGACUGUUUAUGAUGGCAAAUCGAGUCGCUAUAAUUUGGAAGAUGUUCCGAGUUAUCCUCCAGUAGUUAAAGAAUCAAACGAGGGUAAACCGUUUGAUAUUGUAGAGUUUCAAAAUUCACAGUAUAAAAAAGACAUUGUAGUAAGAUUACCAAUGCCUGCUAAAUCAUUGAUGGUUCUUUAUGGAGAAGCUAGGUAUGGUUGGGAACAUUCUGUUCUCAGAGAAGACAUAAAUUCUAGAAGAGUUUGUCUUGCAUACAGAGAGUUAACUCCGCCAUAUUUACCCAAUGGAAAGAAUUUUUCAGAAUCAGUAGAAAUUCUUGAGAAGGCUCGAAUGUUUUGGUAAAUUGUAAAUAUGUAUGAAAUGAAUGUAAAUAUGUAAUACAAAGUUAAAAUUGAUAUUUGAUUUUAACUGUUAUUGAAAUGGAUUAAAAAAGAGAAAUACAUGUUUUUUCUUUUUAACAGAAAUAUGUUGUAAUAUAUUUAAAAUACCAAAAACUGUUAAAUAAAGAUAAAAUGACCUAUGAGGGUUGAGAAGUUUCAAGGA